Molecule: messenger RNA, 3434 nt
Organism: Apaloderma vittatum (bar-tailed trogon)
Lineage: Eukaryota; Metazoa; Chordata; Aves; Trogoniformes; Trogonidae
Product: protein transport protein Sec16A-like
Biological process (GO): autophagy; COPII vesicle coat assembly; Golgi organization
Cellular component (GO): ER to Golgi transport vesicle membrane; endoplasmic reticulum exit site
Source: RefSeq, a predicted model, not a curated record
UUCUUCAUAUUUUACUAACUUUUUGUACCCGUGUGCUUUCUUUCAGGCAAGGGUAUACUGAAGAUUAUUAUACAAAAAGUGGAUGGAGUGAUUAUUAUCCAGGCUAUUACCCAAACUCAUAUGAUUAUGGAGAUCCAAGUCGCUGGGAACGUUACUCAUCAGCUUAUGACCCCAGAUACAGAGAUCCGAGGAGUUACGAUCAGAGGUAUUGGUAUGAUGCUGAACACAAUCCUUACCAGAAGAGGGAAGCGUAUUCAUAUGGCAACAGGCACGACCGAUACGAAGAGAACUGGAGAUACGAUCCGCGUUUUACGGGAAGUUUUGAUGAUGAAUCUGAACCCCACAGAGAUAUUUAUGGCGAUGAAUUUGAUCGACGCAGCGUCCACAGUGAACAUUCUGGUCAUAGUCUGCGGAGCUCCCGCAGCAUUCACAGUCACCAGAGCAGUUUCAGCUCUCGCUCUCAACAAAGCCAGCUGUAUAGAAGUAAUCACGAUCUAACGGCUAAUGCGUAUGAACCUACCGCGCAGGCAGUGUCGCUCCACGCAGAUUACCCGUACGGCGGGUACGCUGCCAACUUUGAGGGACAACAGCCUUUUCCAGACUAUGGCUACGCCACCGAAAGCGGAUGGUCAACCGUCGAACAAGCACCUUUAAGGCCCUCAACACCGGAGAAGUUUUCAGUGCCUCAUAUCUGUACUAGAUUUGGUCCUGGGGGCUUCUUAAUAAAAGUGCUGCCAAACCUGCCUUCAGAAGGACAGCCAGCUCUGGUUGAAAUACACAGUAUGGAGACGAUGUUACAACAUUCUCCAGAGCAAGAAGAGAUGAGAGCAUUUCCUGGUCCUCUUGCUAAAGAUGACACCCAUAAAGUGGAUGUUAUUAAUUUUGCACAAAAUAAAGCUACACAGUGCUUUAAGAAUGAAAAUUUAAUUGAUAAAGAAUCAGCGAGUCUGCUUUGGGACUUUAUUGUACUGCUGUGCAGGCAGAAUGGGACUGUUGUGGGAACAGACCUGGCUGAACUUCUGCUCCGAGAUCAUAAAACAGUUUGGCUUCCUGGGAAGUCCCCUAAUGAGGCAAAUUUGAUUGAUUUCACUAACGAGGCUUUGGAGCAAGCGGAAGAAGAAUCUGGAGAAGCCCAGCUCUCAUUUCUCACCGAUAGUCUUAUAACCACAAUUGACAGUCUUGAAAAAGAGACGGAGAGAUUCAGAGAGUUGCUGCUUUAUGGUCGCAAGAAGGAUGCUCUGGAGUCCGCCAUGAAGCAUGGUUUAUGGGGUCACGCUCUGCUACUUGCCAGCAAAAUGGACAGCAGAACGCACGCGAGAGUUAUGACCAGAUUUGCCAACAGUCUCCCAAUUAAUGACCCUCUGCAGACUGUUUACCAGCUCAUGUCUGGAAGGAUGCCAGCUGCAUCCACGUGCUGUGGAGAUGAGAAAUGGGGAGACUGGAGGCCUCAUCUAGCAAUGGUGUUAUCCAACUUGACCAAUAAUGUGGACUUGGAAUCCAGGACCAUUGCUACCAUGGGAGACACUCUUGCUUCCAAAGGCCUGCUGGAUGCUGCUCACUUUUGUUACCUUAUGGCCCAGGUUGGUUUUGGAGUUUACACAAGGAAGACAACAAAACUCGUCCUAAUUGGAUCAAAUCAUAGCUUGCCAUUUCUUAAGUUUGCCACCAACGAAGCCAUUCAGCGAACAGAAGCCUAUGAGUAUGCACAGUCACUAGGAACUCAGCCUGGCUGCUUGCCCAAUUUCCAGGUUUUCAAAUUCAUCUAUGCUUGCCGACUCGCUGAAAUGGGACUUGCUGCUCAGGCUUUCCAUUAUUGUGAAGUGAUUUCCAGAACUGUCCUUAAAGAUCCACAUUACUAUUCACCAGUACUUAUUGGCCAGCUAAUCCAGGUGUCAUCACAGCUACGCCUGUUUGACCCACAGAUAAAAGAAAAACCAGAACAGGAGUCUUUUAUUGAACCUUCAUGGUUAGUAAGGCUUCGACAUGUGGAUGGACAGAUCAAGGAGGGUGCAAUCGCUUAUAACGCAGACAGAUCCACCCCCCCGCCGUACCCGUGCAGCACGCCCAGCUCUGAGCUAGACCGGGCCAGUCAGUGCGACGGAGCAGGAGUUGGCCGUGACAUGGGUCCAGGUGCUGAAAAUGCCUUGUUGGCAUCCCUGUUACCUGGGAUGGCUCAACAGAUGCAGAGUGUGCAGCUCAUGCCUUCAGUACCUCAGGCUGUCCUUGAUGGAUCAGCUGCCGUGAUUCCUCCUGGUGACCAGGAAGCUGUCCGAAGUGUCCCUUUCUAUUCAGUGGCUCCUCAGCCUAUCGGUCCAGGAGCCGGCUUUGCACCUCCGGGAUUUUCAAAUCCGUAUGGAGCUGAACCGUCGCCGCUGUAUUUAGGGUCAGCGCUGCCGCCAGGAGGGCCGCCACAAGAAAUUGAGCCACGGUCAGAAGAGCAGACAAACCUGGAAACAGGAAUGCAGAGAGUUGCCCCGGAGUCUCCUUCAGCACCAGGACCAAGAUCCAGAUCUGCAUCUCAGUCUUCAGCACACAUGGGCUACGGGCAAAGAUCCCGAACAACUUCAGAGUCCUCUGCUCAUUCUGUGGGACGAGAGAGAUCCAACUCUGCAGCAAAACAGCCCUCUCCUCCUCCCUCUGCUGCUGCAGGGCAAGAGACUAAAAAAGAAAUAAAAAAGGAGCCAGCACCUAGAAAGACUGGUGCCAACUGGCUUCGCUGGCUGAUGGGAAAACCAAAGAAUGAAGCUCACCUUCCAGAUGACAAGAACAAAUCAAUUGUUUGGGAUGAACAGAAACAGCGCUGGGUUAAUCUAGAUGAACCAGAAGAAGAGAGUAAGCCUCCGCCGCCACCUCCAGCAGGAUUCCCUAAAGCUCCUCAGGCUGCUCCACCUGGACCUGGAGGCCCACCUAGUGCCCCUGUCAACAUGUUCUCCAGGAGAGCAGCUGGAAGCAGAGCCCGUUACGUUGAUGUCCUGAAUCCAAGUGGAACCAAGUCAAGUGGUGCUCUCCCUCCACCGUCAGAUCUGUUUGCCCCCUUGGCACCAAUGCCAAUUCCUGCAAAUGUAUUUGUUCCAAACUCAGUUGCAGGGGAACCUCAGCUGAUGGAAGGGAGCGGUGCAGCAGAGCACAGCCCGGCUGCACAUCAGACCAACGCAGACCCUGCUGCAGCUUAUUUAAACCCCGCAGUCCUUCCGCCUGGGUCUGGGCUUCCUGUUUCGAACCCCGAUGGCUCCCAAUCGGGCGAGCUUUCGCGCUCUAGUUCAAUGAGUUCAUUAUCACGUGAAGUAAGCCAGCAUUUUAAUCAGGCGGCCGGUGUACCGCCUGCGGGGGAAAAGUUCUACAAUCCUGCUCAGUUUGCACAAUCUCCCGCAGUCACUGGAAGUUCAAGACUGGGAGGAAGAAUUGGACAGAGGAAAUAUCCGGCAUUGAAGUAG